This is a messenger RNA of Phymastichus coffea, 3935 nucleotides long. RefSeq lists its product as uncharacterized. The record is from RefSeq and is a predicted model, not a curated record. The coding region runs from base 61 to 801 and encodes 246 amino acids. Lineage: Eukaryota; Metazoa; Arthropoda; Insecta; Hymenoptera; Eulophidae. The transcript has 3 exons.
CUUCGUUAGUAUCAAUUGAGCAGGUGCUGAGUCGAUCGAGUGCAGUAAUCAGCAACAAAGAUGUCAGGUUAUCUCAAUUUCAGCGUCGUUGUAAUUGUGUUGAUUACCAUAGCCAGCGUAUCGGCCGACGUUCCGUCGUACAUCGAGGUGUGCGGGCGCCGGAACCCGAAGCUGAACGAGUGCGUGGAGGAGAGCGUGCGCAAACUCAGGCCAAAGCUGCGAGCGGGCAUACCGGAGUUGGAGGUGCCAUCCAUAGAGCCCCUCAACGUCAGUAAGAUCGUGCUGUCCGAUCGGAAGGAUUUCCGGGCGGUCGCCACUCAAGUCAGUCUCAGCGGUCUCUCCGAGUUCCGCAUCCAGAGCACGAACCUCGAUCUGGAGCAGCAUCGGAUCGACUUCCAAGUGCUCUUCGAGCGCGUCUCCAUGAAGGCCAACUACGACGUCAAGGCCAAGAUUGUCGUGCCCAUCGCCGAGCGCGGCCCCCUCGACGUCGUCACCGGCAAGAUCGAGGCCAAAGUGAUGCUGAGGUUCAAGAUUGUGGAGCGCGGGACUCGGCGCUUCAUGUACUUCCCGAGCAUGACGACUUCGCUCGACAUCGCAGAUUACACGGUGAUCUCGGUGGAAAACGCCAAGGACAAGCCAUUCUCCCAGGCGGUGAACUCGGUGUUGACCAGCAGCCGCCGCGACAUCAUCGGCCAGCUGACGCCCUACCUGGAGAAAUCCAUUUCCACCACGGUGCUCGAGGUGGCAAACAGGAUCUGCAAGCACUUUACUUUCGACGAAUUGUUUCCCGAUCGACCUUGAACCAAGUGGCUGCAGUUGUCACUAUAUCGUAAUGAUUAAUAAAGUGCAGCUCGUUGCCGCAGCAUUGAUAUUGCACGUAAGGACAGUAAAAAACCAGCUUGACCAAAGUGUGUGCGGUAAAGUAUACAAGGACGACAACUAUAUAAUCAGCUGAUUGCGCUAAACUACAUCUUUUUGCGACAGAUCGUUGGCAGGCGCACGCACUCAAACGAUGCGAUCUGCUCAUUUGAAUGUUCACUUGAUUGUAAUUAGCACUCUUCCGCGUUCAACUUGUUUCAAUAUAACAUCUCUGUUUGUUGGGCUUCACGCUACCUCUAACAGACUAUCUCUUUACCGAGUUUAUAACUGUUUGAUUGAAAAGGCUUGUUUUGGCAUCGAGUGUACGAAUAAUCAUUACACACCGUGGAAAUGAAUACAUUAUAAGAAUCAUAAUGUUUAAUUUAUAAUUACAAGAUACAAGUCACGAAAAUUCUCGAUUCCCUGCUUUAUUUGUGAAUUACAAGGAAUACAUUUAUUUUCAGUAAACUCAUUGAUUUAUACACCACACCUCAAUUAUUAUAGGUACGAACUUUAUCACUCAUCAGCUUUGAAGCGGUCAUUUCAAUUAAAAAGAAAAAAAACGCUGCUACCUCAACAAUACAGUGAAUAUUAUUUCAGUUAAAGCUGUGCUCUAUCGAUGGAAGUAAUAUGGAAAGAAAACAAAUUUUGACGUUUCGUUCACAGAUUCGUUAAUAUCUUCGGGAACUUUAUUGUGAAAGAAACUGCUGAAAAUUAAUGACUAAAUUAUGUAUACAGGAUUACUCGUCUACGUCAAACGGUUGUCGAUUUGACGGAUAAUGCUCAACGGUGCGUAUUGAUUUUAAUAAUAAAUGUAGACCAAUCAUAUUUAAUGCAUAUACUCGUAUAUAUUAGCUUACUGGUUUGGAAAUCAUUGGAAAUAAUACUGCAUCUAUUGAAAAUAAGUGUUAUUAUGCUUUAUUUGAAGUUUAUUACUUAUCAGUUGAGGAUGUCAGAUUAAUAAUGAGCAUUAUGGUUGUGGUUUUAAUUCAAUGAGCGAACUCAUCGAAUAUCAAAUAGUGACAUGCAAGGUACUCGUACAACUUUAGUCUAAUCCACAAUUCAAAUGAGAAGUUUGUUAAAUUAAAAACAAUGCCAGGUAAAUUGACACGCGAAAUUAUUCCACUUUAACCGUUGCGCCUUCAUUGCCAAAUAUAGGACAUUGCCUUGUUAGCAGACAUCGAUACGUUGUUGUUGAGUUGCUAUCAAUAAGAUCAGACAAAAAGCGUAUAGCUUCUGAAGCAUGUUUCAACAUCGAGAAGGACUUAUUUUUUUCAUACUUGCAAUGGUUUGGCAGACAGACAGUAUCGCCCUGCGACAAGAGUAGUUAAGUAUAUAUUGGAGCGCCGAAGAACAUUAGAAAAGUGAAGAUCGGGACAUUGACAAGCUAACAGUUUGUUGACCUCGACAUAAGAUAUAAUAUGUGACCUUAUUAUUGGAUUAUUAAAGCAACGCGAAGUAAAGGACCCGUGUCAUGCUAAUGCCGUUAUCGGUAUCAUCAUCGCCGCCAUCAUUACUGUAGAGUAGAUGAUACUUGAACUGUGGCAGGGGUUUGCUACAUCACGGUAUCUCUCACCUUUACCCGUGCUCAGAGAUUUGUUCUGCGUUUCCCGAGAAAAGUAGCAGCCUCAACAACAUUCUAAGCACAGCAUCAUUAGAAAUGUAGAAUACGAUAUCUUUGAUCGCUUGUGAUUCUUCACACUACAAAAGCAGCUCUUACAUAAAUAUGCAUUUUACCUUUAUAAUACCCUAAUAAAAAAAGUGAUAGAUGCCACGUUGAAGCAUUUUAUUCGUGAACUAAUAACUGGCUGAUAUAUGGCCAGGUGAUAUACUGUUAUGUGGCGGCAAAUAAGCGUAUAUAUAUGGCUUUCAGUUGAGAUUUUAGUAGUAAACGUUCAAUUAAUCAUAAUUGAUACGGAUUAUUUUGAAGAAAAUGAAUGUAGAAAAAACUGCAAUGUUAUUGUUAUAACACUUAUUUUAUGAAAUUAUCAGAUGUUGGAAAUAAUGAUUUUGAUUUGAGAGAAACAAUUAAUGUAAACGUAGAUUUUAUUUAGGAGUUGCAAUAAAGGCGUAACGAUUAUCAUAAAUGCAUAAAAAGGAUUGCCGAAAAAGAACAUAGUUAAAUCUAUAAAAUAAACGAACAGAACACAAUCCAGGGGAUAAAUUUCGAAUACUAAGAUGAAGAUCAAUUAAAACGUUUUAUUUCUAACAGUAGUGAGAAAAUCGUUUCGUAAAAACAAGAGACCGUGCUUUGGAAUUGUUCUGAUUAUUUUCUACUACUAAUCUACGAUCUGAUUUGCGUGUGCUAGAUUGGAAUAAAGUUGUGAUGUCGCAAUCUUUAUUCGAAGAGUAGGACAAACGUUUAGUAAUAGAAACCCCUGUAUAGUUAAAAAGAAAGAUUAUUUAUAGUAGUUUUCGAUAUUCGAAACUAUUUUAUUAAUACACUUUUUUCCGUUGUGAUUAAAAAAAUUAAACAUUACACCUUAGAAAAAAGUAAUUUAUGUUAAGUAUGUUAAUCAAUAUGAUAAGGAAUGAAAAAGAAGGUGAGAACGCGCUAAGCACGUCUGACGUCAUUGAUUUCUUAAGAUAAUUAUGCAGAAAAUUUAAGCAGCGUCAUUGGUCUUAAAAUAAAUAGCUGCAAAAAUAUUCUUAAAAUGAGAAGGCAUUAACACUCUGGUAUCGGGCAAGUCCAAACUCACGCUACAUCUACAUAUUCUGCCACGUAAGAGGUGCCACUGUAAGUAAUGCAUCUAAAACCAAAAUUAUUGUGACAGCGCUAUUUGCCAAAACCAAAUGUAGUUACGCUAUUUUGUGCCGCUACUACUUGCGUGAAGUAGUUACGCUGUUGAGAACGAAUAAAAUCUAGUUUUCCAAGAUACGUCCUAUUGAAGUCACAAAAUGAAAAUCGGCGACAACAAGAAACAUGCUUUUGGCAGCAAACAGUUUUUUCUUUAUAAACCUAUGUACCGUAGAAAAGUCGUGUAACGCACUGCGCGUGCAACUACAAUUUUUUUAGAAGUGUGCCGCUACCGCUGUGCAACUAUAAUGUUACAAAUGAACGUGGUGGCGAUACUGUU